This is a messenger RNA of Nerophis lumbriciformis (worm pipefish), 1305 nucleotides long. NCBI's taxonomy places the organism in Eukaryota, Metazoa, Chordata, Actinopteri, Syngnathiformes, Syngnathidae. The record is from RefSeq and is a predicted model, not a curated record.
CACACUGGAGAGAGACCUCUUGCUUGCUCAGCUUGCGCUAAAAGAUUCAACAAUAAGAAUGACAUGAUAUUACACAUGAGAACACACACAGGUGAGAAACCUUUUACUUGCUCUGUUUGUAAGAAGAGUUUCUCCAGAAAGGAACACAUGACCACACACAUGAGAACACACACUGGAGAGAAACCUUUUACUUGCUCUGUUUGUAAGAAGAGUUUCUACAGCAAGCAAAUCAUGACCAAACACAUGAGAACACACACUGGAGAGAAACCUUUUGCUUGCUCAGUUUGUGCUAAAAGAUUCAACACUAAGAAUGAAAUGAUAUUACACAUGAGAACACACACAGGUGAGAAACCCUUUACUUGCUCUGUUUGUAAGAAGAGUUUCUCCACAAAGCGUACCAUGACCACACACAUGAGAACACACACUGGAGAGAAACCUUUUACUUGCUCUGUUUGUAAGAAGACUUUCUACAGCAAGCAAAUCAUGACCAAACACAUGAGAACACACACUGGAGAGAAACCUUUUGCUUGCUCAGCUUGUGCUAAAAGAUUCAACACUAAGGAUGUAAUGAUAUUACACAUGAGAACACACACAGGUGAGAAACCCUUUACUUGCUCUGUUUGUAAGAAGAGUUUCUCUAGAAAGCAACACAUGACCAGACACAUGAGAACACACACUGGAGAGAAACCUUUUUCUUGCUCAUCUUGUGCUAAAAGAUUCAACUCUAAGAAUGACAUGAUAUUACACAUGAGAACACACACAGGUGAGAAACCUUUUACUUGCUCUGUUUGUAAGAAGAGUUUCUACAGCAAGCAAAUCAUGACCAAACACAUGAGGAGAACACACACUGGAGAGAAACCUUUUGCUUGCUCAGCUUGUGCUAAAAGAUUCAACACUAAGAAUGAAAUGAUGUUACACAUGAGAACACACACAGGUGAGAAACCCUUUACUUGCUAUGUUUGUAAGAAGAGUUUCUCUAGAAAGCAACACAUGACCAGACACAUGAGAACACACACUGGAGAGAAACCUUUUUCUUGCUCAGCUUGUGCUAAAAGAUUCAACACUAAGAAUGACAUGAUAUUACACAUGAGAACACACACAGGUGAGAAACCCUUUACUUGCUCUGUUUGUAAGAAGAGUUUCUCCAGAAAGGAACACAUGACCAUACACAUGAGAACACACACUGGAGAGAAACCUUUUGCUUGCUCAGCUUGUGCUAAAAGAUUCAACACUAAGAAGAAAAUUAUAUUACACAUGAGAACACACACUGGAGAGAAACCUUUUGCUUGCUCAGUGUUAGAAUAA